Penicillium brasilianum is the source of this 780-nucleotide messenger RNA. NCBI's taxonomy places the organism in Eukaryota, Fungi, Ascomycota, Eurotiomycetes, Eurotiales, Aspergillaceae. The record is from the annotation of a GenBank genome assembly.
AUGUCGCGCUAUUUCAAAGCAGCUUUUCAUGGCAAAUUCCGGGAAUCAUGCGGAUGCCUGACACUUACCGACAAAGAUCCGAUACUGGUGGAAAAGGUUUUUCAGUACUUGUAUACGGGAAACUACUCGGUGGAUCCAGACAAGGAAGAGACUGGAGAGAUCAGCUCUGAUGAUUCCGAAAAUUCGAGCCUCGAUGGCAAGCCUGCAUUUCGCCAGUGGAAACGAGUGCCGAAGAAAAGAAAAAGAUUCGGCGUCCGGAAGAUGAUAAACUUCUUCACCAUGGGUGCCAGACCGAAGAAACGCACUGCCCUGGAUGGCCGACUUUUUCACUGUCCUGCCUACUUCCAUCUCCGCAUGUACGCCGAAGCAGACUACUUCAUGAUCGAUGAGCUGAAAGUCAAAGCCGAAGCGGAGUUCUGCCAAUCCUUCGAAAACCUACUCACAAUCGAGCUAAUUUUCAAAAAAGAGUACGCCGCUAAAUUCGCCAUCAGCAAAAUCAUUAACGAGCUAUACAACCGCCGUGGGAAUUACGGCGUGUUGAGAGAAAUGGUGCUCGAGCUGAUGCUGAACAACAUGCCCGGUUUGCGACAAACGAUAUUCAUGUCUCCGAUGGAAGGGUGUUGCUUUCUGAGUUCGCACCCCGAAUUCGGGGCGGAUCUUUGCUGGGGGAUGAUGGAGAAGGCGUUUCCGUCGGAUAUGCCUACAUACUAUCCCACGCUUAUGCCGGAACAGUUCGCAUACUGGGAGCGGCAAUGUAAGUCGAUGACUGGGCAUUUAUAA